AUGUCGUUUCUGUCCUACGUUGCCUCGGGCAUCAGCUCGUUCGUCGUCGUGACACUUUCACUUUUCACCCUUGGCCAGAAGAUUCCCGGCGCAGCGUUCGUUGCUCGCUGCUUGGCCUCCUACGGUUCUCUUCUCCUAUGUGCCACUUACGGUGUAAUCGCUUCGAUUUUCUUGCGUCUGGUCGGCUACGGACGGGUGUCGCAAUGGGCCACCGCGCGCAGCUUCAAGUGGGUCAUGCGGUAUACAACCGGUGUACACUUUGACAUUGUUGAAGGCCAGGAGCAUCUCUCCACCCGACCAGCGGUCUUUAUCGGAAACCAUCAAUCGGAGCUAGAUGUCCUCAUGUUGGGUUCGAUCUUCCCCCCGUACUGCAGUGUUACGGCCAAAAAAUCGCUGCGCCAUGUGCCCGUCCUCGGUUGGUUCAUGUCUCUUUCUCGCACCGUUUUCAUCGACAGGGCCAAUCGCCAAACAGCCGUAAAGGCGUUUGACAGCGCUGCAGAGGAGAUGCGCCACCACCGUCAGAGUGUCUUCAUCUUCCCCGAGGGCACAAGAAGCUACUCGGACAAGCCGGGGCUGUUGCCGUUCAAGAAGGGUGCUUUCCAUCUCGCUGUGAAAGCCGGUGUGCCUAUUGUUCCUGUUGUUUCUGAGAAUUACUCUCAUGUUCUGUCUCCCCGGCACUGGAGGUUCAAUGCUGGCUCAAUCCAGGUCAAAGUUCUCCCUCCCAUCAGUACUGAGGGUUUGACUGCGGCUGAUGUCGAUGCUCUGACUCAGUCAGCUCGGGAAUCCAUGCUCAAGACUCUGCUCGAGAUGUCCGAGAAGAACGAAACCGAGGUUGACAACUCGCUUGCCAAUGGUACCUCUACUGCCGUUGAGAUCUGA
Molecule: messenger RNA, 879 nt
Organism: Aspergillus bombycis
Lineage: Eukaryota; Fungi; Ascomycota; Eurotiomycetes; Eurotiales; Aspergillaceae
Product: 1-acylglycerol-3-phosphate O-acyltransferase SLC1
Exons: 2
Coding region: 1-879 (292 amino acids)
Biological process (GO): phosphatidic acid biosynthetic process
Cellular component (GO): endoplasmic reticulum; membrane
Molecular function (GO): 1-acylglycerol-3-phosphate O-acyltransferase activity
Source: RefSeq, a predicted model, not a curated record